GUUCACAAAGAGACGCAGUUCUUAUGUAGACCACCCUGUGUUUCGCUAGUGGAACAUCUACUACUGUUCAAUUGCAUUCAAUAUCCUUUUGAGGGAGGUGCUUCUUUGGCAGAGUGACAGACAUUAAGCAAGAAAGUACUAGGGAUUGAGUAGAGGGUUUUUUAACUACUAGAAAGAUAAUGGCUGGAAACGCGUGGAGGUCAACGAUUCAAAACCUGUUGGGGAAAUAUGGGUUAUGGCUUGCUGGCAAGGAAAAACCGCAGCCCCAGGAAGUAUCUCGUGUACUGGGAGCUGUGAAAAAGCAGACGUCAGCCACAAGGGGAUUUGCUGGUGGGGUACAGACAGUUACCAUUAUCCCUGGAGAUGGAAUUGGACCAGAAAUUUCCGAUGCCGUUAUAAAGAUCUUUGAUUCUGCUCAGGUUCCAAUUCAUUGGGAGGAGCGGAAUGUAACGGCUAUUAAAGGACCAGGUGGAAAGUGGAUGAUUCCUCCAGAAGCUAAGGAAUCUAUGGAUAAAAGCAAAAUCGGAUUGAAAGGACCUUUGAAGACGCCGAUUGCUGCGGGCCACCCAUCGAUGAAUCUGCUGCUUCGUAAAACCUUUGACCUUUAUGCAAAUGUUCGUCCCUGUGUGUCGAUCGAAGGCUACAAGACCCCCUACACUGAUGUGGACCUAGUCACAAUUCGAGAGAACACGGAGGGAGAAUACAGUGGGAUUGAACAUGUGAUUGUUGAUGGAGUGGUUCAGAGUAUAAAACUGAUUACUGAAAGUGCCAGCCAGCGUAUAGCUCAGUUUGCAUUUGAGUAUGCCAGAAACAACCAAAGAAGCACAGUUACAGCUGUACACAAGGCUAACAUUAUGCGCAUGUCAGAUGGUCUUUUUCUAAGAAAAUGCCGGGACGUAGCUGAAAACUACAAAGAUAUUAAAUUCACUGAAAUGUACCUGGACACAGUAUGUCUGAAUAUGGUGCAAGACCCAACUAGUUUUGAUGUACUUGUAAUGCCAAACUUGUAUGGCGAUAUCCUCAGUGAUUUGUGUGCUGGCUUGAUUGGAGGUCUUGGAGUGACACCCAGUGGUAACAUUGGCGCCAACGGAGUUGCCAUAUUUGAAUCGGUGCAUGGAACAGCCCCGGACAUCGCAGGGAAGGAUCUUGCUAACCCCACUGCUCUCCUAUUGAGUGCUGUUAUGAUGCUGCGCCACAUGGGACUCCACGACCAUGCCAAGAAAAUUGAGAAGGCCUGCUAUGAUACUAUUGAGAGCGAAACAGUGCGGACCAAAGAUCUUGGAGGAAAUGCAAAGUGUUCAGAAUUCACAAAUGAAAUCUGUCGCAGGGUACAGGAUCAGGACUAAGAUUCCUUGCUGCUUUUAUUGGUAAAACCAGUUUGCUGGCUCACUUGUAUCAAUGCAUGUCUAUGGGUCUCUCAUUUACAAAUUCCACUAUAUAUCUAUGAAAUAAGCAACUCCUGUGUGGACCUUUAUUGAAUGUGUCAUUUUGUUUUGAACAGCAAAACAAUCCUUGUCCUCAUGCCUUUAAUGGACUGUGACUGUCUGUUUUUUUUUUUUUAUUGCCUACAUAUUCCUUAUUUAUUGACAAAGUACAUUCUAUAUGCAAUGCUUUUUGUAAAACUGUAGCUAUGGUUGGUUCUUAUGUCCAUUAAACAGUGUUUUGAAACAAG
Messenger RNA from Polyodon spathula (Mississippi paddlefish), 1672 nucleotides. RefSeq names its product isocitrate dehydrogenase [NAD] subunit alpha, mitochondrial-like. The coding region runs from base 180 to 1346 and encodes 388 amino acids. Lineage: Eukaryota; Metazoa; Chordata; Actinopteri; Acipenseriformes; Polyodontidae. The record is from RefSeq and is a predicted model, not a curated record. Gene Ontology annotation, cellular component: mitochondrion. Gene Ontology annotation, molecular function: isocitrate dehydrogenase (NAD+) activity; magnesium ion binding; NAD binding. The transcript has 12 exons. Gene Ontology annotation, biological process: tricarboxylic acid cycle; isocitrate metabolic process.